AUGAGUCUCAUCCUUGACCUCUCGCCCCUCCGAAACAGCAUUCCCUGCCGCAUGCAUAUCACAAUCACUGACGAGCCCCACGGCCCCGCUUAUGCUGACGAAGACAAUAUCGUGAAGCGCGUGCGCCUCCAUGAAGUGGAAUAUACUGUCGGGGGUCUUUGUGAUCUGAUCGUUGCUAAUGACCUUGAUAGAUGUAACUAUGCCAGUGAUCGUUUUUAUCAGCAGAACAGGCAUUGGUUCAAGGUGCUUAUUGAGGAACUUGGGCGAAAUCAGAACAUUCCAGAACAGGAAGUGAGGGAUGCUCAAAAUGCUGUGAGCUUUGUUUGGAAGGGACCGGGGACUGGCAUUGACGAUCGUGUGAAUAUUGCAGUCGGGUCUACCGUGUUGAGGUGCACUAUUGAUCGUCGUGUGAGACACGACCUUGGUUUCUGA
Messenger RNA from Aspergillus neoniger CBS 115656, 432 nucleotides. RefSeq lists its product as uncharacterized. Bases 1 to 432 code for a protein of 143 amino acids. The record is from RefSeq and is a predicted model, not a curated record. Lineage: Eukaryota; Fungi; Ascomycota; Eurotiomycetes; Eurotiales; Aspergillaceae. The transcript has a single exon.